Ooceraea biroi (clonal raider ant) is the source of this 3880-nucleotide messenger RNA. RefSeq lists its product as uncharacterized. Gene Ontology annotation, cellular component: cytosol. Gene Ontology annotation, molecular function: L-aspartate:2-oxoglutarate transaminase activity; pyridoxal phosphate binding; sequence-specific DNA binding. The record is from RefSeq and is a predicted model, not a curated record. Gene Ontology annotation, biological process: L-aspartate biosynthetic process. NCBI's taxonomy places the organism in Eukaryota, Metazoa, Arthropoda, Insecta, Hymenoptera, Formicidae.
ACACAAUUUUCUUUUAUUUAAAAAAAAAAAGUAUUAGCCAACAAACCUUUUAAUUAGGCCAACAAUUACCAACAAACGACCAACAAACGAUUCGUAAAGUCAAAAAUUAAAAAAGUAAAAGUUACCCGGCUAACUUCCCGGAGGUUCACUUGCGUCAAUUGGCGCGACGGUACAUAUGUAUAUGUCGCGUGUGUGCAAUCGUCGCGAUUUAUACCAGUCACAAACUACGGAGUAAUAUCCAUCUGUGCGCGUGCGCUCAAAUCCACUUCGACUUUGCUUUGUACAUUUCUACUUGUAUUUCAAUCACGUACUCGCGAGAAUUUGUCAUUUAAUUCGACAUUCGCUACUGUGGUUAUUUUUCGCAACGAUAUGUCUACCAGAUUCACAGGAAUAAAACUGGGGCCACCCAUUGAGGUUUUUGCAUUGCAAAAAGCAUUCGUCGACGAUGCUUACGAGAAGAAAGUUAAUCUUACUAUAGGAGCUUACCGCACUAACGAAGGUAAACCAUGGGUCCUGCCGGUCGUAAGAAAAGUAGAGAAAUCACUUGCUGCCGAUGAUCUACAGAACCAUGAAUAUUUGCCGGUGUUGGGCUUGGAGGCAUUUAGCGAAGCUGCUACGAGCAUGUUACUGGGUGCAGAUUCUCCCGUUAUUGCCCAAGGGCGUGCCUUUGGUGUUCAGUCGCUUUCUGGCACGGGAGCACUUCGUGUCGCAGCUGAAUUUUUGAGUCGCAUUCUACAUUACGAUACUAUCUACUACAGCAAGCCUUCCUGGGAAAAUCACAGAUUGGUGUUUACUAAUGGAGGAUUCAAAAACGCACGGGAAUAUACGUAUUGGGACGAGAAGACGCGCAAUAUCGACUUGGAGGGAAUGCUUCGUGAUUUGAGAGAUGCUCCGGAAAAUGCGGUCAUUAUUCUACAUGCUUGCGCACACAAUCCCACUGGAUGCGAUCCAACACCGGAGCAAUGGGCCAACAUAGCGGAUGUGAUACAGGAGAAACGACUUUUUCCAUUAUUCGACAGUGCAUAUCAGGGUUUCGCAAGCGGGGAUCUGGACAAGGAUGCGUAUGCCGUACGAAUGUUUGCCGAACGUGGGAUCGAAUUCAUCUGUACGCAGAGUUUCGCGAAAAAUUUUGGAUUGUACAACGAAAGAGUUGGUAACAUAGUUUUCGUCUUGACUGACACGAAGGAACUGGUACAAGCAAAGUCGCAGUUAACCCUGAUUGUCCGAGGAAUGUACAGCAAUCCUCCCAAUCACGGUGCUCGGAUCGUCGCGACAGUACUGAGGGAUCCAGGCCUCUUUGAAGAAUGGAAGGACCAUAUCAAGACGAUGUCAAGUAGAAUUAAACAAAUGAGAAUAGGUUUACACCACAGACUGCUCAAAUUAGGCACUCCAGGUACUUGGGAUCAUAUUAUCCAACAAAUUGGAAUGUUCUCAUACACAGGACUCAUUGAGAAGCAAGUACAGCAUUUAAGGGAUCAUUAUCACAUUUACAUGUUACGGAGCGGACGUAUAAACAUGUGUGGACUUAACGAAUCUAAUUUGGACUACGUCGCGAAUGCGAUCGAUGAAACGACGAAGCUGUUUCCGGAACCGCAGGCCAAUUCAGGCUCGACCGAAAUCCUGCACCGAGAUGAGAGCGCCGUCGUUGUUCCCGUAAAAACGGAAGUGAAACGAGAAAUCGAUAAUAACUCGACGUUUCACGAGAGUUACGACGAGAUAGAGGAGAAAUUGAAGCAGAUCUGCGACGGUUAUCGCGUAGAGAACGCCACCGACGACGCGACGACGAAGCCAAAUUCAGUUUCCGUGAAACGGAGGGGAACCUUUGAACGAUCGGUGACGCAAGCGCCGCAGUUUCACAGGAGUAUCAAUUACAAAUAUUCCCCGAGAAACGAAAUCGGGGACAUGCUCGCCGAUAACGCGGGAAACAUUGAGAUAAUUUUCGGCAGUGAGAGCGGGGAGGAGUGCGCGCACGUCCCAAAGUGUAGCACGUCUCACGGUGACGAUGCUGAAACCGGUGAAACCGAUAAAUCGGUGAAACUGAUGGAUCCGGGUAACGAUCGCGUUACGGAGAAAGUGGUGUUCGACGGGGAGAAGAACGUACACGUCACGCCGAACGAGCCAAUGCGAGCCGCCAUGAAACGUAAACGCAGAACUCGAGAAGAGAUAAUGGAGUCGAUAAAGAAAUCGAUUCGAAGCACAUCCUCCCAGAGCACAAAUUCGGUAAGCACAAAUAGCGACACCUCGGACAACGGAGUUGCGCGAUCUAACAGAGACACUGGACAAGAUUCGUCGGCUCUAACGAGAUUCACGAUCAAGGUGACGGGCGACCGCGACGACGUGGUCGAUAUCAUGCAGGAUCUGUUUAAAGGCGCGAAUGAUUUUGUCAUCCAAGAGCACGAGGACGCUGAUACGCGGCGAAGAGAUGACGUCUCCGUCAGAUCCGUCACGUCUAUCAUCAAGAUAGACGACUGUCGUCCACGCGUCGAGGAUGACGAACGUAACGGUGGCGGCGCUCCAUCGACGACGAGUGUUACGCCGAGCAUCAGGUUACAAGGUAACGAUGCAGCGACGUCGUCAAGUACCGCGAGGCGACAUCUCGAGCUCGAAUUGAAUGACGACUGUGCGACACCGAUCGUCGAUUGUGCCGUUAAAUACAAAUAUCGGAAGCUGCAGGAAACAGUGAAGAUGCAGGAGGAUGUAAUCAAGAAGCUGACCGACCAACUUAUCUUGUACAAAGAUUUGAAGAAGGAUCAGAGCAAACAUUUCGAAGCGAGGACGAACGAGGUGGCGGCGGGCAACCUGAUGUGCGAGUUUAAUGGGCGAAGCGCGGAUGGUACGUCACCCUCGGCGAGCCACAAGAAAACUGUAGACUCGAGGCAAAGAUUGACCAAGGACUUGUCCAACAGAGUGAGCUACUUUGAGGAGAUGAAUAAGAAGCUGAUGAAAACUGUGACCGUGGAGUGUCAGCAAAAGAGAAAGUUGGAGGGCCAAAUCAAGCAAAGGGACAAUCGAAUAAAGGAGCUCAAUUGGAAAUUGGAGAAAGCCUCGAAAUUCCUCGAGCGAGCCGAAAAGAAUACAAACACCUACAGAAGGAAGAUGCUAAACAUGCAAACGUUCAUGAGAAGAAAGAAACUUCUGGACGAGAAGAUGAGCAGAUUUCACGAGAUGCUGAUGGACAGCGCAAAGGAAGGCUAUUCCGAGAAGACUCUGGUGAUGGCGAUGGAGAUGAAAGAGGUUUGCGGUACGGACGGAUACAAGAAAUUGUUGAACUUUGGAUUUCCGCUUCCGACGUUGACGGCUUUGCGGGGCUGCUUCCCGAGUGGGGAUUUCUCGGAUUCGAACGAGAGCAACAACCAGAUCGCGAUUCGAGCUGCCUCCUCGAAGCGUGAUCAAGUGAACGAGGAACACGGUACGGAGUGCUUCGCCACGAGAAAUCAUUCAGAGGUGACGGCGGAAUCGGCACGUCGAGAGAACGCGUUGGACAAUACGGAAACUAUAACUGGCACCGUUCAAGAUAUCUUCGACGAGAAUGAUGACGGAGACGAUUUUAGUACAAAUGAAUUGAGAGAACAUUUUAUCUUACAACUCAACGCAGUUAUGUAGCCGUGGAUGACAUCAUCGCGAUAUGUACUUUUACCCAUUUGUUUCCAUGUACAUGUGUAUUCGAGAUUUAAUUAUGUAUAUAUACAUAUAUAUGUGAAUAUAAGAUUUAUCAUGUAUCAAAGACAGAGAGUGCGCGAGCGCUCGUUAAAUACUAUUUAUUACGAGAUGCCAUCGUGUAAUGCGCGAGUAAAUCUUGCCUCCGCACGGACCAAUCACGCAAUUGUAUCUCUAACAUAGGGCUUUAUUUUAUUUUAAACAAUGAAACUCUUGUAUUAAA